AUGGAGAAUUGCAAAUUGCCAAGGGAUAUGGUGGUUGAUAUUUUAUCGAGAUUACCGGUAAAGUCUCUUAUGCGAUUUAAGUGUGUUUCUAAAUUUUUCUAUGAUUUGAUAAAAAGUGAUCACCACUUCAUGAACAAACACUAUGAGAUCAGCAAAGCAAAAACCGAUUGUGUUCUUUUAGAGGCUUAUUGGGAUGAGGCUGGUUGGAAUGCUAAACAAUAUUAUUUGCUUUACAAAGAAUUUGAGGAUAAUGAGAUUGGAUGCAUAUACUUAGACAUCCCAAGAACCCCAACCUCAAGAGUGGUGUCGGUUAAGUGUUGUAAAGGUAUGUUAUGCUUGAUUUCGACCAAGGAUUUUAGACUUAAACCUGAUGAAUACCUUGUUUAUGAUAUUUUGAUAUGGAAUCCAUCCAUUAGGAAAGCUGAAGUCUUACCCUCGGUUACCGUCCCUUACAGAGCACCUUGUGAUGCAGGUGUAUAUAACCAUUUUGGAUUUGGAAUUUCUAACAACAUGACUUGGAAGGUUGUCAUACUAUUAGAUAUUUGUUCUUUAGAUGGCAGUACUAUUCACCAAAUCACAAUGGUUUAUAGUAAAGAUCAUAGUGAUUCUUGGAGUUUGAGACAAAUUAAUCCGGUUAUAUCUUGUAGAGAUAUUUCGUUCAAUGAUUUUUAUUUAAAAGGGAGGCACUAUUGGCGGGCCCACGAAAGGUAUUACGACGAUGAUGAAUACUUCAUCAAUGAUGAAUGCUUGAUUUGGUUUGACAUGAAUGAUGAGGUGUUUGGGACGAUUGAGUUGCCAUCUAAUUUGUGUACCGUCUCAAUAAUGAAUGAGACUGUUGCUUUACUUGUGAGUAAUUACAAGAAUUUUGAAUGCAUUAUUGAUAUUUGGUUAAUGAUUGAAAAUGACGACAAUACUAAUUGGCGUUAUCAAGCAAGCAUAGAUUGCGCUCAAUUCAAUAUAUAUAAUAAUCUUUCACAUUCGACACCAAUAGGAAUUUGGAAUGUGGAUGGUGAAUUGCUUGCAUUUGUAGACUGUGAUUGGGAUGGUUUGGAACCGGAUCAUGUUGGAGUAGCAUACUUCGUAUCUCUAGAUUUGGUAACUCAAGAAAGGAAGGUAUUCUCUUUAAGUAGAGAAAGGAAAAGUAUUACUAUGGCAUCAAAUUCAACUACGGGCCAUUUUCAAGUUUACAACGAGAGGAAUAUUGAUAUACUAGAAGAAUGGAAACACAAAAUUUUUGGCCGUGAGGGAAUAUAUGCUCGAGUCUACUACGAAAGUCUACAUUCACCAUAA
Messenger RNA from Ipomoea triloba (trilobed morning glory), 1290 nucleotides. RefSeq names its product F-box protein At1g30790-like. Lineage: Eukaryota; Viridiplantae; Streptophyta; Magnoliopsida; Solanales; Convolvulaceae. The coding region runs from base 1 to 1290 and encodes 429 amino acids. Gene Ontology annotation, molecular function: protein binding. The transcript has a single exon. The record is from RefSeq and is a predicted model, not a curated record.